Molecule: messenger RNA, 2031 nt
Organism: Aaosphaeria arxii CBS 175.79
Lineage: Eukaryota; Fungi; Ascomycota; Dothideomycetes; Pleosporales
Exons: 5
Coding region: 51-1886 (611 amino acids)
Biological process (GO): regulation of DNA-templated transcription
Cellular component (GO): nucleus
Molecular function (GO): transcription cis-regulatory region binding; zinc ion binding; DNA-binding transcription factor activity, RNA polymerase II-specific
Source: RefSeq, a predicted model, not a curated record
UCUCACGGCAGCAAAGAUGCAUCAUUCAAGCCGGCAGGACUUUGACAAUAAUGGAGACCAUGGUAGAUUCGGCAGAAAGUAGCACAGGCACCGCUGCGCCGUACGGACAAGCCUGUUCGAAUUGCGCGAAGGCGAAGUGUAGGUGCGUCUUGCAGGAAAGUGGAACCGCGUGUGUAAGGUGCCAACGUCUGAAGAAAGACUGUACACCGGCGACACAAUCCCGAAAGCGCACCGCUAGAAGGAAAUCGCCAGCCACCAGGACGCAGCUCGAGGAUAAGCUAGACAGCCUUGUAACAUUGCUGAGUGCCCAGCAUGCAUCUUCCUCCGCGCAGCCCACAGGAGCCCAACCGCCGCCGAGACAUGAAUCAACAUCAUCACAUAGAGGAAUAUGUUCUCGUCAAGAUCUCCUCCCGACACCUAGUACUACAGGAUCUCGAUCUGACUAUCAAGCAUCGCCCUCAAGUGCCAUCAUAAUUGAGCAAGCCGACCAUGACGAUGUCCGAGACAACAAAAUAUUGGACCACUUCUGCUCCAACCAUCUCAAGCAAUUCCCAUUCAUAUUCAUUCCAACACCUUCGACUGCCGCGGAUAUACGACGAGAUCGCCCGUUUCUCUGGAUGAACAUCGAGGCGAUUUGCUCUGGCUCUAUUGAACAGCAAAAUGAGCGUGGACUCCAGAUCCGAGAGAAGCUAGGGUCCAUGACCAUUGUUCACGGCGAACGAACUCUCGAUAUGCUUCAGGGCCUCUUGGCUCAUAUGGCAUGGCUACAUUACUUCUCGAAGGGCCAAAGCCCUUUCCUUGGUAUGCUGUCUGGAAUGGCCCAGUCACUCGUGAGGGAUCUUCGACUUGAUGAGCCGAGAAGCGGUGGUCAUCGUGCUGGCGUUUUCAAUUCCCCGGGGCCUUCGUUAUAUCACCUUUCGCCUGCCGAUCCAGGCUGUGGAACUCAUGAGAAGCGGCGGGCUCUUCUCGCUUGUUACGCUAUAUCUUCGACUGCCGCGCAUUCAAUGCAGUUCGAUUAUAUGCGAUGGAGUGCGCCCAUGGAAGAAGCUGCUACCAGUCUUAGCACUGACCCUCAAUGUCCCGGAGACGAAGUCAUCGCCGCGUUUGCUAGGAUUUGCUUCAUUUCCAAUGAGGCUUUGAAGGCCAUGUCACAGGCUUCUCAAGAUCCAUCGACCAUGUUUCUGCAGAUCAGACCAUUGCGCGCAGCAAUGGAAAGGGUCAAAAAGUCGCUUUCACCCACCACCCUAUCCAACCCAUUCGUCCAAUCCUACAUCCACAACACCGAAAUCCUCAUCCACGAAUCCGUCCUCUCCCAACGGCCCCCCUCACCAACCUCCCUCCACCCCAACCACCGCCGCUACGAGUACCUCCACGCCAGCCUCAGCGCCAGCAAAUCCUGCAUCGAAAACUACCUCACCUUCCAGACGUCGCAGCACGCCUCCAUGACCUUCUUCAUCAUGCUGCAAUGCCUGCACGCGCUGCAGGUCCUCUACCGACUCACCACGCUCAACGACCCGGAAUGGGACAACGCCGUCGUGCGCCAGUCCGCAGACGUCCUGUCGUACUUCGAGCGCAUGAUCGUCAUCCUCGGCGACGUGCACGCGUACAGUGCGUCCGACAGGCCGCCGGGCGAGGAGAGCGUGUGGUCGAAGGGGGCGGAGAGGUUCAGGGCGUCGUUGCCGGCGUGGACGGUCGGGAUCAGUAAGGCGGAGGAGUGGUUUGCGAGACAGCAGCAGUCGCAGCAGUCGCAGCAGCAGGCGGGUGGGACGACGGGUGAAGAGACGUUGAUGGAGGUGGGCGAUGGGUCGUUGGAUGCUUUUAUGGCGGGGUUGUCCGACGAUGCGUGGUUUGCGGAUUUGUUUACGCCGGUUUGGAAUUAUUCCUGAGUUGUCGAUUGAAAUUUUUUCUAGCUACAAAGACACAUAGUUAGUUGGCUAUGUUGGAGUUGGAAUGGGUUGAAAUGCAUCAUACCCGACGAUGCUGUCAAUACCGCAAUCGAGCACACUGGGAAUUAGAGACAAGCAUAAUAAC